AUGGCCUCACCGCCACCCCCUUCUAUUAAUUGGAACAGCCUCCGCCCUCCGCCUUCCCCUCCAAAAGAUGAUUCUCCGAUAAAUGUGUUCAUUGCUCUUUUCAUUACCCUUUUUGUCGUCUCUACAGUGGUAUCGAUCAUUAAAUAUUUAUACAAUAAUAAAGCUAAGAAGCGAAGGGAGGAAUUCGGCCGUGUUAAUAAGAAGCAAAGGGAGGAAUUGUAUAAGGACUCCCGCUUUAUUCCGCUGAGCAUGGUUAAAUUCCUUGAUGACAUGGAAAGAGAAAAGCCCAUCCGGUUCACCUCUCAACAGCUAAGAACAGCGACAGAAAACUUCAACAUCUUACUGGGUUCAGCUAAACUCUGCAACAGGGAUAACACUCAUAUAACGAUGACCGGAGGACGUGGUACUCCGGGAUACGCCGCCCCCGAACUCUGGCUAGCUCUUCCAGUUACACACAAAUGUGAUGUUUAUAGUUUUGGUAUGCUACUUUUUGAGAUCAUCGGAAGGAGGAGGAACAUGGACGAGCGUCUUGGUGAUAGUCAACAGUGGUUUCCGAUAUGGGUAUGGCGGAAAUACGAAAAGAAAGAGUUGAAGGAUUUGAUGAUUGUUUGUGGGAUCGAGGAGAAGAAUCAUGAAGCUGUUGAGAGGAUACUGAAGGUAGCUUUUUGUUGCGUUCAGUAUAAGCCGGAGACUAGGCCAGGGAUGAGCAUCGUUGUGAAGAUGUUAGAAGGUGCGUUACUGGUGCCGGAGACUGUAAAUCCGUUUUCACAUUUAUUUUCUGGUGUUGAUGAAGCUGAUAGUUCUUUGGCUCGGUUGGCGUGGAAUGAUGGUGGUUCUGAUUGGUCUUCGUCUGAUGUUAAUACCAAGUCUACUGAAGUUGCAGAUACACCUUUGAUGAGGAGAUAUGAGAUCACAAUGGCUUCCGUGUAA
Messenger RNA from Lactuca virosa, 930 nucleotides. NCBI's taxonomy places the organism in Eukaryota, Viridiplantae, Streptophyta, Magnoliopsida, Asterales, Asteraceae. The record is from the annotation of a GenBank genome assembly.